AUGUGCUGCUUGGCAUUACUUUGGAAACAUUCAGAAUUACGCAUAGAACAUGUUAUUACAAGCGAUUCCGGGAAUUAUUCUUGUCGAGGAGAAAGUAAACAGAAUCAAAUAAGCAAAUGGGUUUUUGUUUCUGUUUAUUCAGCUUGUCCAGUGAAUGUUUGCAAUGUUGGCACAUGUUUCAUUAUAAAUAAUCAUUCACAAUGUAGAUGUCCUGAAACACAUACCGGUGAAUUUUGUGAUCAAUCCAUAUCAGCUGAUAAAAUCACCAAUAAACUAACAAUGAAUACACCACAAUUAUUACAACAAAAAGAUUUGAAUUAUGUACAGUCAGAUUCGAAAUCAUCCAUGUCUAUUGAUUCACAAUACAAUUCCAUGUCAAUUUUAAAUGAUAAUUACUAUAAUCAUGUUAAUAAUCAUAAUAAUCAUAAUAAUAAUAAUAACAAUAAUAAUCCCAUGAAUAAUCAACCUUCACAACAACAAAAUAUACAACUUUUAUCCGAAAUCAAACGUGACAAUUUCGAUUUGUGUACACUACCAGAAUUUCAAUUUACUUCAGAUUGUCUACAUGUCAAAAGUCAUUUGACCACAUUUAUUGCCACAGCGAUCACAUGUUCAGUGAUUAUACUAUUGUUGACAUUUUGUGCAGCUUAUUUUAGGAGAAAAAGUAUUUUGAACAAACGAAAACAAGAUUGUCAAUGUCUAUCGAAAGAAAAUCAAAUAGAAUCGAUCAAUUUCAUUAAAUCACCUGAUCAUAGAAAAUCGCCUAUGACAAUAGACGCUGAAAAUGCAAUUUACAAUAAUUCAAUGAAACAUUUACCAAGUCCACUUAAAUCUACAUCAUUUGAAAGUAAACUGUAUACAGUAGAUUCGUUGGAUAGAAGAAAUUCCAUAAACAUUAACAUUGAUAAGCAGCAUCAAACGAAUAAAUUGAAUUCAGAUCAGGGUUAUAAUAAUAAUAGUAACAUACAGAUAUCCAAUAAUGUGGUUGAUAAAUUCACAACAUAUAAUUGUUCAACACCAUGUUCCAUCGCCUCAUCAUCAUGUUCAAAUACAGCUUUUGUUGUUUGGACUACUGCACCAGAAUUAAUUCAACAAGAUGAUAGUCAUGAAGUGAACAGACAUCCAUUAGGUACAAUAUUGAUACAUACAAAUCCUCAACAACAACAACAACAAAAUUCUAAAGAACAACCUUUACCGAAUUAUUUUGCUUCAAAAGAAUUCAUUUUAAAUAAUAAUAAUGAUGGUUUAUUGAAUGUAAAUGGUGUAAGUACACUUUUAUCGUCUAAAACAGCAGCAUCAUCAUCAUCAUCGCCAUCAACAGUAAUAUCUGCAUCGAAUUUACAUCCUCCUCCUCCUCCUCCUCCUAAUCAUCAUCAUCAUCCUAUGAAUGUUCAAUGGACUGAUGUAAAUCAUAAAAUACACACAUUGACUAACAAUUCAAUACAAAACCCACUAGUAGAAGUAUCAAUUCAUUCAAAUUAUGCCCUAAACAAAUCACAACAACCAAAUGAAACUUUACAACCAUGUGAAUUAUGUUGUACAAAUAUGACCGAGUGUAAUUCCAUGUCGAAUUCACAAAUAUCUACUAUAUCUGCUAUAAUUACUGAUGAUAAUUCAUUGAAACAAUUCACUACAUCAUUUGAUACAGUAUUACAAUCAGUCCAGACAAAUCCACCUUUGCUUAAACAUAUUUAUCAUCAUACCACUGAUACUACACAUCAUCUACCACAAACAUCAGCAUCAUCAUCAGCAUCUCCAAGUACAUGUAUCAUCCUAGAUCAAGAUCAUUUGAAAUUUCAAUCAAAUUUAGUUUAUUUUUGUUCAAAUGCAUAUCCUGAUGGUACUAAUUAA
Molecule: messenger RNA, 1851 nt
Organism: Schistosoma turkestanicum
Lineage: Eukaryota; Metazoa; Platyhelminthes; Trematoda; Strigeidida; Schistosomatidae
Source: the annotation of a GenBank genome assembly